UUCGGAUGCGUUGCUAGGCAACGGCUGUAAACAACUUCCUGCCAAACGGAGACACGACCGCAUCUUCAUCCAGACUCAUCCCGCAAAAAAGUUUUGUAGCAAAAGCCACCAUGUUGCGUCACGAACUGGGAACCAACAUUACUGCCAUCGUGAACAGGCUGGCGUCGGAGCUACAAAACACGUCCUUCUAUGCGGAUUUCCUUACAGAUGUUCAGACGGCUAUGGCCACGCAAAACUUCAGUACGGAGCGCUUUAGUACUGAAUGCUACGAGUGGACUCAAGGCAGCUCCCUGGACACGCGGCUUCGGAAUGCUCUCUACCAUCUAAUGCACGUCCAGCCCACACUCCUGGCCAACCCCGACACUCCACGUCAUGUCCUGAAGGAACCAUUAGCCUACGUCAGGAAAGCACAGAGUUCAUGGGAGCGUCGGCUUGUGAAGUGCGUGAACAGCAUGGCGACUGAGCUGAACAUUCCUCUAGCUAGACGUAGAACAAAGCAGGAGAGAGAGGACGUAUCAGAACGCUGGUCUGAACUGUCAACCGAUGAGUCAGAUCUGACCAUGAUUAGACCAGUUUAUGCACCGAAGGAUUUUCUCGAGGUUCUUUCUAGUCUGAGGAAUCCAAACUACGACGAAUCUACUGAUGAGAAUCUUUGGGGGUGUAUUCAACUACCCCUCAAGGUUAAAGACAUAAAGGGUUUGGUAGAGGUGUACGGAGAGUUGGCAUGUUGUUGCAAGCACACAGGGCUUGACGAAACAGUACCGGGGGAACACAAGCCAAAUCUCACACUGGCAGACGAAAGACUUAUAAUUGGCCAAAAAGUGGUGGAGAAGAACCAUGGUCCUCUCAGCAAGGAGUUUUGCAAGACAGGAUGCCCCGCGGGACUCCGGGCGGUGCUGUGGCAUCAGGUUCUUGGACUCGAGGUCACUGACAAGCACUGUAAAUACUUUGACGAACUGAAGAAAAGGGUUGUACAACAUGAACUACUUGUUGAUAAACUGAUCAUGAAGGAUAUACAACUAACUGCAUCCAAUGACGAUCAGUAUUUCGUGUUCGAAGACAUCCUUUAUCAGGUGCUGCUGUGCUUCUUCAGGGACACGGAGAUGCUGAGCCACUUCGAACACAGCAGUGCCUCCCCCCCUCUGUCCGUUGCCAGGGGUCAGACUCCCUCCCCAGAUACCCUCGUGGCCUACCCUCCUUGUGGCAUCAUUCCCUUCCAUGGGUUCACGAUGUAUGCGGCUCCUCUCAGCUGUUUAUACGAAGAUCCCGUUCAACUUUAUUUCACUUUUCGGGAAAUGUAUUGCCGUUACUGGUAUCGUCUCCAUGUGGUUACCAGUCAUACCCAGGGCGCGGCGGCCUUGGCUCUCCAGUUUGAGCUUCUGCUGCAGAGUUCAGAGACGCGACUUUGGCAACACUGUGCUGCAAUGGGAAUACAGCUUUUACCCAUUGUAUUCAAAUGGAUCGUGCGCGGGUUCAGCGGGUACUUAAUUCCCGAUCAGCUGUUCAUCCUGUGGGACGUCAUCCUGUCCUGGGAGUCCUUGGAGGUCCUUCCCGUCCUCGCCCUCGCCAUCGUGAGCUUCAGACGCGAAAAUCUCAUGGACGUCACCUCACAGCAGUCCGCUGAUGCCGUGCUGUCAGACAUCACCGCCAUCCGGGUAAUUCCGCUUCUGAAGCUUGCCUUGGCAUCGGACAGAGGACGUGACAGGGAGACUUGAGGCUUAUAGUUAAUAUCUCGUUGUUAUGUCACAUGUAAAGAGUUUUGCUCAGUAUAUUUUAGUGGUUGUGGAUAUAUUUGAAACGAGAGUUGAGGCCCUUCGUUUUUAAGAUAUUAGACAUGUUAAAAGGUUUCUUCAGCGUGUUUUAGAAGACGUUAGUCGUUAUUUAGGAAACGAUAGUUGAGGCCCUUCGUUAUUAUGAUAUUAGACGUGUUAAAAGUUUUCUUCAACAUAUUUAGUAGUCGUUAUAUUGGAAACGAUAUGAUGAUGACCUUCGUUAUUAUGGUAUUAGACAUGUAAAUAGUUUUUGCUCAGUAUAUUUUAGUGGUCGUGGCUAUGUAAAAACGAAUUAAAGUUGAUGUCCAUAGUUUUAUGGCACUGGAUAUGUUAACUGUUUCCUUUAGUGUAAUUCAGUAUCUGUAAAAAAGGUACAUAAUAACGGCCAGUCUUCGCACCUUACAAGAAAGUACAACUAUUCAUAAUUACGAAGUAGCUAAGUUUUAUGGAAAGACGCUAGAUGAUAUUUAAAAAAAAAAAAUAUACUGUCCAUUGUAGGAAAGCAAUGAAGAAGAGUCACAA
This is a messenger RNA of Penaeus monodon (black tiger shrimp), 2294 nucleotides long. RefSeq names its product TBC1 domain family member 19-like. The record is from RefSeq and is a predicted model, not a curated record. Bases 111 to 1715 code for a protein of 534 amino acids. The transcript is spliced from 15 exons. NCBI's taxonomy places the organism in Eukaryota, Metazoa, Arthropoda, Malacostraca, Decapoda, Penaeidae.